Molecule: messenger RNA, 3230 nt
Organism: Osmia lignaria (orchard mason bee)
Lineage: Eukaryota; Metazoa; Arthropoda; Insecta; Hymenoptera; Megachilidae
Product: DDB1- and CUL4-associated factor 5
Biological process (GO): negative regulation of fatty acid biosynthetic process
Cellular component (GO): cytoplasm; Cul4-RING E3 ubiquitin ligase complex
Molecular function (GO): protein binding
Source: RefSeq, a predicted model, not a curated record
UGGCGCUAGACACUACAUACGUGAUACUCGCCUUGUGUGGACUGUGUUUGCGUGAGUUACGAGGCGUAUACUCGCGACACGUCUGUCACAUAAUAAAUAUAAGAUUGACCACGGCAAAACUUCUAAUAGUAGUAACCUAUAAUAAUUCCGUGAAUUUUCACGCGGUUAUAAAUUUCCCUGUUCUCUAGAUUCGUCCGGUUCUACUGACAACUGAGCUAGCCUUCAGAUUUCUAGUUUAACGAGGAAUUUAAAGAAAGAAGAAAAUACAGGCGUAGUUGGAUACAUGGAAAAAAGAGACGAAGGGUGAAAGACGGCGGUUUUAUCCGUUUCUCUAUACAUAUCAGUAUUUGUCCAAAAAAUGGCCCAUCCGUUUGAUUGCAAUCCGCUUUCGUAUCUUAUCGCAAGACAAAUUGAUGACAAAGUAAAUCACUGUAAACGCCUCGUUAACGCUAGAUUCAAAAAUUCCGAAAAUCUCUUCAAAAAGGAUCUACUUUCUCAUUAUGGAUGCGUUAACGCGAUUGAAUUUUCAAAUCAGGGAGAUCUUCUUGUUUCCGGUGGUGAUGAUAGACGGGUUUUAUUAUGGAAAGUAGAACAAGCGAUACAAGAUGUGGGUAAACCUGUUGUAAUGAAAGCACAACACAUUAGUAAUAUCUUUUGCCUUGGUUACGACAGUAGUAAAACAAAGAUAUUUUCUGCUGGAAAUGAUGAUCAAGUUAUUGUUCAUGAUCUACGAACAGGGGAUGUUGUAGAUUUCUUUUUACAUGAGAAACCAGUCUAUGGAUUGUCGGUUCAUCCACACAAUGAUAAUGUGUUUGCAAGCGCCUGUGAUGAUGGGAGAGUUCUUAUUUAUGACAUACGGGGAUCCAGUGCUAUAGAAACUUUUUGUUUGGCACAAUACAAAACUGCUUUUCAUUCUGUAAUGUUUAAUCCUGUAGAACCUAGAAUGCUUGCUACUGCUAAUGCCAAAGAAGGUGUUAGUAUGUGGGAUGUACGAAAACCUUUGGAACCUAUAUUACGUUAUGGAAAUGAAAGCUCAGCACAGAGUUGCAUGAACGUUAGAUUCAAUGCAGCAGGUAACAGAUUAUUAGCUUUGAGAAGAAGAUUACCUCCUGUACUUUAUGCUGUUGAUUCUUCUACUCAUUUAUGUCAAUUUGAUCAUCCUGGGUAUUAUAACAGCUGCACAAUGAAAUCGUGUUGUUUUGCUGGAGAUAAUGAUGAAUAUGUUCUUUCUGGAUCGGAUGAUUUUAAUUUAUACAUGUGGAAAAUUCCCUCUGAAGAUGUGAAAUGGGUAAAUUCUGCACAUAUGGUGUUACGUGGUCAUAGAUCUAUUGUUAAUCAAGUGCGGUAUAAUCCAGCUAGUUGUAUUAUUGCUUCAUCUGGAGUUGAGAAAUUGAUUAAAAUCUGGAGUCCAUUUCCUCUUGGAAGUAAAUGUUUAGGUGGUUUAAAGAGAGAAGAUGGAAAACAAGAGAGACAACGUAGAGUAUUUACGCAUGAUGAAUAUAUUAGAUUAGUGUUAAGUAGUGGUCAAUUUAUGACGCAUGAUUAUAGCCAUCAGUCGACCAGGGAAGAUUCAAGAAUGAUGGCAUUCUUUGAUUCUUUGGUACAGCGUGAAGUUGAAGGAUGGAGUUCGGAAGACAUGUCGACAGCACCAAGAACACCCAGUGAUUCUGAAAGCAAUCCUACAGCUGGACGUUUUUACAGUGCCACCGAUUCCGAUGCAUCUGAUGAGUUGAUGUUAAAUAUGCUUGGAAUCGUAUCGUCACGCGCUCCUUCUGGAGGACCGUUGGAGUCUCCAAACCGUAUAACCCGACUUAUAGCGUAUCGCAGAGAAAAGCUCAUGAGACUUGCAACUGUGGAUUGCGGAACACCGGCAAAUAAUGCUUCCGCUGCCAUAUCAGAACCAUCCGUGUCAGGUUCAGCUAGUGAGGGGGACAAUGCACAAAUAAAGUGUAAAUCUAAAUUAAAAUCAAAAUUAAAAGGUGUGAAGAGAAAACAUGGUAAAGUUUCCGAAAGAAGAAGUAGGGCCAGAAGAAAAUGUGCAAUGUUACAAAUUAAUAGUGAUUCUGAUAGUGACGAACAACUUGUUGACACGACUCAGCCUAGUACCAGUUCUGGUGUAGUUUCUAGGAGAUCGCAGUAUGUUGUGAAUCCUAUUGAAAGUGACGUAAAACAUUCGAAUUACAGCAGUAGCAGUUCAGAAGAUAAUGACAGUUCUGGUAAGCGGAAAUAUGCAAAAAUUGAUUCCGACACUUCCUCGAAAGUACACAGAAGAAAACACAAAAAGUGUAAAAAUAAUUCAAAAAACGAUGCCACCAAAAAUAAAAGCAAACGCCAGAAAUUUGAGUACGACACAAAGAAGGAGAAACCCGACUGGAAAAGUUAUUUGAACGGUGUUAGUACAACAAAGGUUCAAGAAGAUGGCCCGUCAACACCUGUGAAUAAAACAUGCAAAGUUCCUUCGACUCCUGACAGUGGUAUUACGUCAGGGGUUUCAACAACAGAAAAACAUUACGAACAGGCACAGAAAGAGCAAAACGAUGCAGAGAGCUCGGACCAUGAGCAGAAAUUAAAAAAUUUAGAAUACUUUAGAAAAAAGGUGGACGUAGCAAGAAGGAGUUAUUGUAAUCGAUCGAAGCCUUUGUCACACACCAUUUCAACUACAACUGAUUCUUCCGAUUAAACUCAUGUUACCUUCAGCUCUUUAAUCUUUUUCCUUUUGUACAUACUGAAUCUGUGAUUCCUUGAAAUAUAUUUUUAUAAUGACUAAGUUUGUUCGCAUAUUAAAUAUUAUGGUUAAUCUUUUUCUAUUUUCUUUUAAAUUUUAUCAUUUUUAUGUUAUCUUUAUAAGAUGUCCCAUACGAUAUUAGAAUCUCUUAUACAGUAUAAGACUGUGGCAGUGAAACAAAUCUUUUUUCACCGUAUUUAAAAAAUGAUUUUAACAACAUACAUAUUUUACAAUUGGUACAAAAAGAAUGUGAAAUUUAUUAUACUCAAAUAUGUAAAAUUAUUAAGGAAACCCACACCGUAAUUAUUUAGGAUUCAAUUUCUUAUUACAAUAUAAACAUGUUCGAAAAUGAUCAUUAAAUCGUAUAUAUAAUCGAAAUUAUAAUACCGUCGAGAAUUAUAGAUAAAUUAAUGCUACAUUAGCUUUAAUAAGCGACUUAGCUAAUGUAUACCGUUGACGUGGUUUGUAAGUGUGAUGAACAAAUAAAACAAUAAAUUAAUAUACA